This is a messenger RNA of Danio aesculapii, 2512 nucleotides long. RefSeq names its product UDP-N-acetyl-alpha-D-galactosamine:polypeptide N-acetylgalactosaminyltransferase 18a (gene galnt18a). The record is from RefSeq and is a predicted model, not a curated record. Bases 229 to 2058 code for a protein of 609 amino acids. Gene Ontology annotation, cellular component: Golgi apparatus. The transcript has 11 exons. Lineage: Eukaryota; Metazoa; Chordata; Actinopteri; Cypriniformes; Danionidae.
CCGAGCUGUUAAACCCGCUGUCAAACUGUGCGGACAAGCGCCAGAGAGACAUCCACACAAAUCCAAACAGCUGCAGCUCGCUGUCAUAUAAGAUGCGCUGGAGACACAGAGCCGAAACGUUAUACGGGAGAUCGUUCCGUCAGGCUGCAUGAGAGCAGAACCGCCGCUAAACGCGUAGAGGAUUUUUGUGCCAGUUUCUGCGCGCGCUUUGCACGUGGGGAUGUUGCGAUGGCAUGCACGAGGAGAACCAAAACUUUGGUGUCCACGUGCGUGAUUUUAAGCGGCAUGACCAAUAUUCUGUGCCUGCUGUACGUCGGGUGGAUCACCAAUUAUGUGUCUAACAACGGCAACGUCAAAGUUGCAGGAAGGACGCACGAGAAAAAGUUUGACGAUGACAGCAAAGGGGAAACCUUGAGGAUUAUUGAAAGACUGGACAGACUGGAGAGUGUUGUAAAUCAGCACAUCCAAGAGAAGCCACAGUCAGAUAUCGAGGACUCCGCUGACCUGUCACUCUCAGAGACUUUGUUUGCACACUGGGGUCAUGAGCUGGGGCCCGAGAGCCGAAAGGUGGCCCUCAGAAAGUUCCAGUACUACGGCUACAAUGCCUACCUCAGUGACAGACUCUCUCUGGACAGAGCCGUGCCAGACCUCAGACCUGACGGCUGCAGAAACAUCUCAUACCCAUCAGGUAUGCCUCAGGUCAGCAUCAUCUUCAUCUUUGUGAAUGAGGCUCUGUCUGUGAUCCUGCGCUCUGUUCAUUCAGUGAUUCAGAGGACACCCGCUCACCUGCUGAAGGAGAUCAUCCUCGUGGAUGACCACAGCAACAACGCAGAACUGUUGGAGAAUCUUCAGAGGUUUGUGGACGAGACCAAUCAGCAGCGGCGUGACUUCAUUAAAGUGGUCCGCCAUGAGAAGCAGGAGGGAUUGAUUCGCUCUCGGGUCAGUGGAUGGAGAGCUGCAAGUGCCCCAAUCGUCGCCCUGUUUGAUGCACAUGUUGAGUUCAGCAUUGGCUGGGCUGAACCAAUUCUUCACCGCAUCCAAGAGGACCGAACACGGGUCAUCUCGCCAUCAUUUGACAACAUUAAAUACGACACGUUUGAGAUUGAAGAGUAUCCGCUCUCUGCUCAAGGGUUCGACUGGGAACUGUGGUGCCGUUAUCUAAACCCUCCCAAAUCGUGGUGGAUGCAGAAGAACCAGACUGCCCCAAUCAGAAGUCCUGCUCUGAUCGGCUGCUUUGUAGUGGAUAGGGAGUAUUUUGAGGAGAUUGGCUUGCUGGAUGAAGGGAUGGAAGUUUACGGCGGGGAGAACGUGGAGCUGGGGAUCAGGGUUUGGUUGUGUGGAGGAAGUGUGGAGGUCAUACCCUGCUCCAGAAUAGCUCAUAUUGAACGCGCACACAAGCCCUACACAGAGGAUCUGGCAACCCAUGUGCGCAGGAACGCUCUGAGGGUGGCUGAGGUGUGGAUGGAUGAGUUCAAGAGCCACGUUUACAUGGCCUGGAACAUUCCUCAACAGGUCUCUGGGAUUGAUAUCGGUGAUAUCAAAGAACGAAAAGCUCUCAGAGAAAGACUACGCUGUAAACCCUUCAGCUGGUUCCUUAACAAUAUUUACCCUGAGAUGAGAACCUACAUGGACACCAUCGCUUAUGGGGUACUGAGGAACAGCCUGAGGCCGGAUCUUUGUGUGGAUCAAGGUCCCGACUCUGACAACAUUCCCAUCCUGUACAUUUGCCAUGGCCUGACGCCUCAGAAUGUGUACUUCACAAGCUCUCAACAGUUGCAUGUCGGAGGAUUGAGUCCAACAAUUGAUGAUGAUGACAACAAGUGCCUGGUGGACGUGAACGGCCGACCACGACUCCUGGAAUGCAGCUACGCCAACAACAAACACAUGAAACUCUCCUGGCUUUUCACUCAGGGAGGCUCCAUUCAGAACAGGAAGUCGAAACGUUGUUUGGAAUUGGUGGAAAGCGCAGAAGUGGAUCAUGGAUAUCAGCUGGUCCUUCAAAAGUGUAGCAAUCAGAAAUGGACAAUCACCCACAUAUUGCCUGGGAAAGUUUUAUAGAACAUAUGGAACAUAUCACUGGACUCACAGUAAACUCUGAUAUGGUGGCACAUAUUGGAUCAUCAGAUUUGAGGAGAGAAUGCUGUUCUCAGUUAUUUAUAACACUGUAAAACAUCGUAUCGUCUUGUGUCGGACCUCAGAGACAUCAUACGACAGACAUCAGGCAUCUCCUUUAUUACAUUUUAGCCUAAAGAGAUGAUUGGUUUACAAACACUCAUGCUUAAAGAGACAGUUCUCCUAAAAACAGAUUCUAUUGAACAAUGGAAAGUCAUUGAUCAACACAAUGGUGAGUAAAUGAUGACAGAGUUUUCAUUUUAUUUUGAUGAACUUUUCCUUCAAGUGUUCUGCUGUGUUUAAGAAUUGUGUCAUUUUGCUACUGUGUAGCAGUUUGUUUUUCAUUUCCUCAGGUUUGUGAAUGAUUAUUUGAUGUACAAAAAUAUUUUAUAAAUGUAAA